AUGGCGACGGCGGCCGCAGCAUCGGCUUCUGAAGCGGAGGCUGAGCCCAAGGCCGGGCCCGAGGCCGAGGGAGGGGAGGAUGAGGCUAAGGCGGCUCGGGCGAGGAGGAAGGUGUUAUCGCGGGCCGUGGCCGCCGCGACGUACAAGACCAUGGGGCCAGAGUGGGACCAGCAGGAGGAAGGCGUGAGUGAGAGCGAUGGAGAUGAGGAGUACGCCAUGGCUUCCUCGGCCGAGAGCUCCCCCGGGGAGUACGAGUGGGGGUACGACGAAGAGGAGAAGAACCAGCUGGAGAUAGAGCGGCUGGAGGAGCAGCUGUCUAUCAAUGUCUAUGACUACAACUGCCACGUGGACCUGAUCCGGUUGCUCCGGCUGGAGGGGGAGCUGACCAAAGUGAGGAUGGCGCGCCAGAAGAUGAGCGAGAUCUUCCCUUUGACCGAAGAGCUCUGGCUGGAGUGGCUGCACGAUGAGAUCAGCAUGGCCAUGGACGGCCUGGACCGGGAGCACGUGUAUGACCUCUUCGAGAGAGCGGUGAAGGAUUAUAUCUGUCCUAACAUUUGGCUAGAGUACGGCCAGUACUCAGUCGGCGGGAUUGGUCAGAAAGGCGGCCUCGAGAAAGUCCGCUCUGUGUUUGAAAGGGCCCUCUCGUCCGUCGGGUUACACAUGACCAAGGGACUUGCCAUCUGGGAGGCCUACCGCGAGUUUGAAAGCGCCAUCGUGGAAGCUGCCCGGCCCAUGGCUGGCUUCCUUUCCCCUUCUGACUGGGAACAAACCUUUGAUUCACAGCUGGAGAAGGUCCACAGUCUCUUCCGGCGGCAGCUGUCGAUCCCACUCUACGACAUGGAAGCAACGUUUGCAGAGUAUGAGGAAUGGUCCGAAGACCCCAUUCCAGAGUCGGUAAUUCAGAGCUACAGCAAAGCACUGCAGCAGCUGGAGAAAUACAAACCCUAUGAGGAAGCCCUGCUGCAAGCUGAAGCGCCCAGGCUGGCCGAGUAUCAAGCAUACAUCGAUUUUGAGAUGAAAAUUGGCGACCCGGCCCGCAUUCAGUUGAUCUUUGAGCGCGCCCUGGUUGAGAACUGCCUUGUUCCAGACUUAUGGAUCCGUUACAGUCAGUACCUAGAUCGGCAGCUGAAAGUAAAGGAUUUGGUUUUGUCUGUACACAGUCGUGCUGUUAGAAACUGCCCGUGGACGGUUGCCCUCUGGAGUCGAUACCUCCUGGCCAUGGAAAGACAUGGAAUUGAACACCGAGUGAUUUCGGUGACCUUUGAGAAAGCUCUCAGCGCUGGCUUCAUUCAGGCCACCGACUAUGUGGAGAUCUGGCAGGCAUACCUUGAUUACCUGAGGAGAAGGGUCGACUUCAAACAAGACUCGAGUAAAGAGCUGGAGGAGCUGCGUUCGGCGUUCGCCCGCGCCCUGGAGCACCUGAAGCAGGAGGUGGAGGAGCGUUUCAAUGAAAGUGGAGAUCCAAGCUGCCUGAUCAUGCAGAACUGGGCUCGGAUUGAGGCUCGACUCUGCAACAACAUGCAGAAAGCGCGGGAGCUCUGGGACAGCAUCAUGACCAGAGGGAACGCCAAGUUCGCCAACAUGUGGCUCGAGUAUUACAACCUGGAGAGGGCCCACGGCGACACGCAGCACUGCAGGAAGGCUCUGCACCGGGCUGUCCAGUGCACCAGCGACUACCCGGAGCACGUCUGCGAGGUGUUGCUCACCAUGGAGAGGACAGAAGGUACUCUAGAAGACUGGGACAUAGCUGUUCAGAAAACUGAAACUCGACUAGCUCGAGUUAAUGAGCAGAGAAUUAAGGCUGCGGAGAAGGAAGCAGCCCUGGCCCAGCAAGAGGAAGAAAAGGCUGAGCAACGGAAGAGGGCCCGGGCCGAGAAGAAAGCGUUGAAGAAGAAGAAAAAGACCAGAGGGGCGGACAAGCACAGAGCCGACGAGGACGAUGAAAAGGAAUGGGGUGAUGAUGAGGAAGAGCAGCCCUCCAAGCGCAGGAGGGUGGAGAAUAGCGUUCUUCCUGCCGGGGAAGCGGAGCCCGGCUCCGAAGCUGAUCUUUCUGGGAGCAUCGCCGCCGCGGCUGCGGAGCCCCCCUUGGAGCCGAAGGAGAUGCGGGUGGGCGCCCGGCGGAGGGACGUGCCCAAGGUGCCUCACGACAGCAGCAAGGACGGCGUCACCGUCUUUGUCAGCAACCUGCCCUACAGGCUGGGGGAGCCAGCUGCCACGCUCCGGCCGCUCUUCGAGGCCUGCGGGGACGUGGUCGAGGUGCGCCCCAUCUUCAGUAACCGCGGCGACUUCCGCGGCUACUGCUACGUAGAGUUCAGAGAGGAGGCGGCGGCCCUGCAGGCACUCCAGCUGGACCGCCAGAGCGUUGAGGGCCGGCCCAUGUUCGUCUCCCCCUGUGUGGACAAGAGCAAAAACCCUGACUUCAAGGUGUUCAGGUACAGCACUGCCCUGGAGAAACACAAGCUGUUCGUGUCGGGCCUGCCCUUCUCCUGCACCAAAGAGGAACUCGAGGAGAUCUGCAAGGCCCACGGCACCGUGAAGGACAUCCGGCUGGUCACCAACCGGGCCGGCAAACCCAAGGGCCUGGCCUACGUGGAGUACGAGAACGAAUCCCAGGCGUCGCAGGCCGUCCUGAAGAUGGACGGCAUGACCAUCAGAGAGAACGUCAUCAAGGUGGCCAUCAGCAACCCGCCGCAGAGGAAGGUUCCAGAGAAGCCGGAGGCGAGGAAGGCCCCGGGGAGCGCCCUGCUGCCACGGCAGGUCUACGGGGCGCGGGGUAAGGGGAGGACCCAGCUCUCUCUGCUGCCUCGUGCCCUGCAGCGCCCCAGCGCCACCACCGCCCAGGCUGAGAAUGGCCCCGCCACCCUGCCGGCAGCCACCACCCCGGCCACCAGCGAGGCUCCCAAGAUGUCCAAUGCCGACUUCGCCAAGUUGCUUCUGAGAAAGUGA
Molecule: messenger RNA, 2946 nt
Organism: Rangifer tarandus platyrhynchus (Svalbard reindeer)
Lineage: Eukaryota; Metazoa; Chordata; Mammalia; Artiodactyla; Cervidae
Source: the annotation of a GenBank genome assembly